Carassius carassius (crucian carp) is the source of this 776-nucleotide messenger RNA. RefSeq names its product transcription cofactor vestigial-like protein 1. Lineage: Eukaryota; Metazoa; Chordata; Actinopteri; Cypriniformes; Cyprinidae. The transcript has 4 exons. The coding region runs from base 138 to 755 and encodes 205 amino acids. Gene Ontology annotation, cellular component: nucleus. Gene Ontology annotation, biological process: regulation of transcription by RNA polymerase II. The record is from RefSeq and is a predicted model, not a curated record.
AUCUGUUCGAGAGACCUUGUUCAACUCGCUCAGGUGCAUUUUUCAGAGAACAUGUAAAGAAGAGCACCUCCUGCACGUAGUAUAUUCGUUUUGUUUUAGUAUGAUCGGUGGCUGAAUGUUGGCUGGAUUCAGUUCGGAUGAUGGAGAACAGAGUGUUAAAGCGCUCAGAGAACUGUAAAGAUCCUCCUCGGCUCUUUACAUACUAUCAAGGCGACAUCAACACCGCAGUGGAUGAGCACUUUUUCCGUGCCCUGAAUAAAGCAACCACACCUAAAGACCUCAGUACUAAAGCCAAGGACAGCAAUAGGACUUCCAAAGCUAAUGUACCAUCAUCAUCAUCAUGGACUUCUUCUGGUCUAACAUGGCCUAAGUCCACACACACUUCUGGUUCCUCAAAGCUGACCCAGUUGACGUCCAUGGAACCUACACCUCCAUCCCAGGGAGUUAUUGUGAAUCCCUCAGUACUAUCAUCAUCAUCGUCAUCCCUCUGGCCAUGCCCAUCCAGACAGGGCACGGCCUUCGAACUGCCUCAUAUAAUCUACCAACAGCCCAUGGCUGCUGAGAGCAGUGCCAACUCUUACCUGAACUUGUUACAAAUGGAUCGGCCAACAGGGGGCAUCAUGAUCUCGCCCUACUCAAAAUCAGAUACCAGACCAGAGUGGAAUUCUGGGACGGCCUUUAAAGAUGGAAGCAGGAUCAGCCUAGAUUCAGGUGUGCCUGUCUCAGAAAUAACUAAGGAUUUGUACUGGUAUUGAAGAAGUGAUUUCUGGCUCUGC